This is a messenger RNA of Paramecium pentaurelia, 1907 nucleotides long. The record is from the annotation of a GenBank genome assembly. NCBI's taxonomy places the organism in Eukaryota, Ciliophora, Oligohymenophorea, Peniculida, Parameciidae.
AAUGGAUAAAUUCAACAUGGAUGAGAAUACUCUUGAUCUUCAUAUAUUCACUCCUGAAGAACCAAAAUUGGGUCCAUAUACAUAUUUAAACAUCAAUUACCUUCCUCAUCUUGCUUCUCAUAUUAUGCAUAAAAUCUCUCAUAAAGAAUUUUGUUCAUUAAUUGAGUUUGAAUUACAAACAUAUUUAUUAGAAUUAGCAAUCUAACCAUAGAGAAGCAAGACAAUAAAGGAAUUAACAAGUUAUAUAAUUAUGGAAAUGAGACUCAAUUAAAAGUUUUGGAUUCAUGGUAGUGAAGCUUGGAAUGAAGUGUAAUUACGUUUAAAAUUAUUACAUACUCUGGAACCAAAUUGUACUUAGGAAUAAGUAAAAAAGAAUGGAGGGAAAAAAUCAUUAUCUGAAAUACUUUUAGAUGCAUAUGCAUUAAAAAAAUAUUUGGCAACUUUAGACUUUUCAAAGAUUGAUUACAAGAGUGAAUUCUUGAAGAUUCCUGAAGUGAUAUCCUUGAUUUCUGAAUAUGAUCAAGCUAAGUAAAAAAAUAUCAUUAUAAAAUUUAGCUCUUAAAAUAAACAAUUAUAAGCAAUAGAAUCAUAUAAUGAAGUUAUUUAAUCUCUUGUGGAAUGUAAAAAUAGAAAAUAUCAAUUGAAAUUACAAUAAUAAAUUGAUCAAAUAAAGAAUUAAUCUGUUGAUCUAAUGAAUAAAGUCACUUAUAUUCAAAAUAAAGAGACUAGAUCUAAUAAAACUGAUUAAGUUUCAUAUAGAGAUAAGAGAGCUUUGAUAAAAGAAUAGUAAAGAUAGGAUGUUGAUGAAAGAAGAACAAUAUUUGUUCCAAAUCAAGUAUAUUGUUAUUAUAAGAUUGAUAUGGUGAUUUUACCAUAUAUAUACAGAUUUAUAUUUGGAGAGAAUUGUAUAUUCACAAGAUAACAUUUGAGAAUACAAAAUUUAGUUUUGUAUUUGUGUUUAAGUGAUCAGGAAAAUUAUAAAUAAAAUAAACAAAAAAAGAAUAUUAUCUUAGAUGAUAAUGUUGAAUCUAAAACAUCCAUGAAAUUAUUUUAGAAGUAUUUAGAAUAAUCAAAAGAUAAAUUGAUGACUGAUUUUGAAUAGUAUUGUAGAAAUCAAAACAUUAGUUUAAUGAAUUAUUUCUCUAGUACUCCUGCUAGUUAUAGAAAAGAAUUAUUAUUAAUUAGAAAUAUUCUAAUCUUAUCAUUAAGAUUUGCUUAAUAAAUUUUAGAAAUUGAUUAUAAAUUUGAAGAUCAGAAAAUUAAUUAAUUGGAUUAUGAAGAAGAGGAAAAAAAUGAUAAAUCCCUUAAUUCUUAUUAAAAAUGGAAUAAAACUGAUAUGUAGAAUGAUUAUUACUAUUUUAAUGUCCUUGCACAAUUAGAAUUGUAUUAUGAUAUACCUUUUGAUUAAUAUGAUGAUUUAUUGAGAGUCUACAAGAGUUAUAUUGAAAUUGUAUACACAUCUAAAAAGGAACAUUUCAAGGAAUAUUUUGGAGUACUCAAAUCCAAUCAAGAUGGUCUUUUGGGAUUAAAAACUUCUUUAGAAUAAGUUAAUUAAGCUAUAGAGGAAUAUCUAAAUUAUAUUAAUGCUCCUAAAACUUAAUAAAAGAGGUAAAUCAUAUUAUUUUCAAUAUAGAUCAUAUAUAUAUCAUAGUGAUAAUAGAGAAGAAUGGAAAGAAGAAUAAUAUAAAUAAUUUUUGGAGGGAUUGUACAAAUAUUUUGAAAUUGUAGUUAAUAAUAAGAAGAUAGCUAAAUUUAUGGGUGAUGUUAAUCCAAAUCAUGUUAGAUUUAUUAAAGGAUAAUAUUUAAGAGGAUUAAAGAAGAGAGCAAAGGAAAAGAAUAUUAACAGAAAGGAAUUGUUAAAAUAGGAUAUUGAAAACUUUGAUAUUACAAUUUUUGAGAAGAAAUGA